Molecule: messenger RNA, 714 nt
Organism: Ostreobium quekettii
Lineage: Eukaryota; Viridiplantae; Chlorophyta; Ulvophyceae; Bryopsidales; Ostreobiaceae
Source: the annotation of a GenBank genome assembly
AUGGGCAACGGCUCGGCGCUGGGCCCCGCGACCGUGGUUGCGUGCACCCGGAGGGGCGUGCUCCACGCGUGGUUCCAGGUGUUCCCAUACUCGCCGCACGCGGAGCCGGUCACCCAGCGCGCGCUGGGCCUGUGGACUUCCGGGGGAUCUGGCGCCAGGCCCGCGGUGAGGGCGAUGGCGGCCCGGCCACUACCGACCUCGGGGGAUCCCGGGUUUGUGUGCGCCGUGGCGGGCGAGGACAGGUCGAUCGUCGUCUUCAGCGGCGCCGGGGGGGAUCUGGACGCCCUGCAGGUGCUGCCGCCCAGCGAGGGGGGGGAUGGCGGGUGGUUGCGCGGAGUGGCCGCGUCACUGCUGGGCGGGGCGGGCUGGCGGGCAUCGCGCAGCCCCGUGCUGCAGGUGGCGAUCCUGCCGGUGGCCGCUCCGAGGUGGAGGCUUCUGGUGCUGACGGAGGAGGCGCUGGACUCGUGGCUGGUUCCUGUUGACACAACAGAGUCGGCAGAUCUUACAUGGUCCUUCAAUCUGCUGCCAGCACUGAAGAGCCAACUGAAAGAGAGGUCAGAGUUGGCGAUGAUUGGCAUGGCGAUAACGUCAGACACCCAGCACUUAGUUGUGGGGUCGACCAGCCAAAGUGGCUUCUCUCUGCACACACUCAGCAUUGGAGGGCUUGGAAAUCCCGCACUUUUGGAUUUCACACCUGUGGAAGGCGUUCAGUGG